Molecule: messenger RNA, 1704 nt
Organism: Zygosaccharomyces rouxii
Lineage: Eukaryota; Fungi; Ascomycota; Saccharomycetes; Saccharomycetales; Saccharomycetaceae
Gene: GIT1
Product: Git1p
Exons: 1
Coding region: 1-1704 (567 amino acids)
Biological process (GO): carboxylic acid transport; transmembrane transport
Cellular component (GO): plasma membrane
Molecular function (GO): carboxylic acid transmembrane transporter activity
Source: RefSeq, a predicted model, not a curated record
AUGUCUUUUUACGCGGCUGUUGACAAUAGGUAUCUAACCAAGCCAGUACUCAGAGAUGUUCCAUACAAGGCUGACGAUCUCAGAUAUAAGGUGAUAGGCCAGUCAAGAAAAGAAAUUAGAUGGUUUGAUAGGAAGAACAGAGCAACCGCUUUACCUAACAGUGAGCUAAAGGAAGAAGAACUAGUUGAUGGUCAACCUCGUAAGAAGAAGCGUAACUUUCGUAAAUACGGUGCCAUUCUCACGACAGGUGCGGGUCUCUUCAGUGAUGGAUAUAUCAAUACAUCAAUUUCAACUGUAUCAGCAUGUUUGAAAAGGGUUUACAAGGAUGAAUAUGCGAAUUCAAGUGCGAUGCAAAACGUUUCGUCAAUUGCAUUUGCGGGAACCGUUAUUGGACAAUUGUUCUUUGGUUGGUUCGCAGAUUAUUACAAUCGUAAAGUUUCUAUGGUUAUUGGUACUUCUAUUAUCAUUGUUUUUUCCAUUCUAUGUGCAGGAGCGUGGGGAGUUGGUACUACAGCCACACAUGCGGGUGGUUUAUUCACUGCUAUUACCGCUUAUAGAUUUUUCAUUGGUCUUGGAAUUGGUAGCGAAUAUAGUAGUGGAUCACCAGCAGCUGCUGAAGCUGCAAAUAUGUUACCAGCUGGUAAAAGAAAUCGUUAUUUCAUUUGGUUUACUAAUUUAAUGCUUGAUUUUGGUGGUAUAGUGGCUUCAUUUGCGGCAUUGGUUGUUCUAUGGAUUUGUGGUGCUAAUAAUUUGAAUACUGUUUGGAGAGUUACUUUAGGUAUUGGUGCGAUUCCUCCAAUGUCGUUAUUUGUCCUGCGUAUUUUCUAUAGGGAAAGUGAUGAAUUCCAAAAGCAUAAAUUUAAUAGAUGUAUGCCAUACUGGAGAAUUAUUAAAUUCUACUGGUUUAGAGUUUUAACUACUUCCGUUAUUUGGUUUCUUUAUGAUUUUUCAUCCUAUGCUUUUAACACCUAUUCGACAAUUAUAAUUCAACUUGUUAUGGGCGAUGAUACAUCCAUGUACAAGUCCUUCGGUUGGAACGUCGUUUUUACACUUUUUAACGUCCCUGGGUCAAUAUUAGGAUCAAUAUGUGCAGAUUGGUGGGGGCCUCGUAUCACAUUGACUAUAGGUCUUGUUGUACAGGCUAUAAUCGGUUUUGCACUGGCAGGCGCUUUAGAGACUUUAAAGAAACAUGUAGCUGGAUUUGUUGUCAUCUAUGGUAUUUUCACUACGUUUGGUGAGUUUUCCGCAGGUGAUAAUAUAGGUUUACUGUGUGCUACUACUGUUGCAGCUCCAGUUAGAGGUCAUCUGUAUGGUUUCUCAGCGGCAAUGGGUAAGAUUGGUGCUUUCGUGGGUACAUAUGUUUUCCCUGACAUUAUUAAAAACGCAGGUGGCUCAGGAACUACUAGUGGCCUUCAGGCACCUUACUGGUGUGCAUCGUCCCUAUGUGUCUUUAGUGCUAUCAUUGGGUUUUUCUGUUUACCGGAUACUGAUCAAGAGGCAGCAUUAGAUGAGGACAGAAAGUUCUUUGAGUACUUGAAAAGUACUGGCUACGACAUUACUCAACUUGGUGAUACCAGUAGUCAAGAUUCUUCAUAUGAUUCUGAAUCUGUUACUACUGAAACUCAAGCCGUUAAGAGCAAAGAAGGUUUGGAAUUUGCUGGUGAAACCAGUGGUGAAAUCAAAAAGGGUUCUAGUGAAUGGUAA